Thlaspi arvense is the source of this 336-nucleotide messenger RNA. Lineage: Eukaryota; Viridiplantae; Streptophyta; Magnoliopsida; Brassicales; Brassicaceae. The record is from the annotation of a GenBank genome assembly.
AUGGUUCAGUCGAAUAGGGGUUCAACUAUCCCCAAAUGUCCUGUGGCGAUUAUAGCUUUUGGUGCAGAGGUUGCAAGGUCCAACGUUGAUGAGCUUUUCCAAUUUGCAGCUGCUUUGAAUCUCAACCUUGCAAUUAUAAAUCUUCUACCGUUGCCCGCUCUUGAUGGGGGUACUCUAGCUUUAAUCCUCGUAGAAGCAGCUAGAGGUGGGAAGAAGCUCCCUCUAGAAAUAGAGCAAGGGAUAAUGUCUUCGGGGAUUGUGUUUGUGAUAAGUCUUGGGUUGUUUCUAAUUAUACGCGACACACUUAAUCUUGAUUUUGUCAAAGAUCUGAUGUGA